AUGAAUCAAUUUGACCUUCUUAUCUUCUUGUUUUUUGCCGGACAUAUAACUGCACGUGGUCCACCGACUCUUUUACCAGAUACAACUAAUUUCAACACAUUCGAUAUAAAUGAGAAUGAUCCCAUUGAAUUACAAUGUCCAGUUACUAAUAGUCCUGAUUUAUCUAUUCAGUGGUCAAAAAAUAAUGAAGAUUUAGAUCCAAUGUGGUCACCAUCAAAUUUAGUUAUCAAACGAUUUUUAUUAAAAAUACGACAAGCACAUUUAACUGAUGCUGGUUUGUAUAAAUGUGACGUUGUCAAUGGAUUUGGUAGUAUACAAGUACAAUUUCGAAUAAAUAUUAAAUCAGAUGGAGCAAUAUCAACUAAUGUUGAUAACAAUGAACCACAAAAUGUAAUGCCAUGGGAAGCAGAUUCAUUACAUGGAAAAGCACCAGAAUUUGUUUCGCGAAGUGAUGGUGAUCAAACAGGACCGACUAAAGUUAUUCAACCAGAAGGUACAACCGUACGAUUGAAAUGUUUAGCAUCUGGUAAACCAUUACCAGAAAUACGAUGGAAAAAAAAUGGGAAAAUAUUAUCAGCAGAUGAAUAUGGUAUUACACAAAGUCAGAUAUUAAUUAUUAAAAAUUUACGACAAUCAGAUACGGGUAGUUAUACAUGUGAAUUAUUCAAUUCGUUUGGUGCUAUCAAUGCUACAUACAUUCUUGCUGUCACAGAAAAAUUACAAUUUUUCGGUGAUGAUCCUCAAAAUAUAAGCGUUGAUUUAGAUAAAACAGCAAUGCUAAAUUGUCGUGUUCAAACUAAUGAUCCAACAACAAAAAUUCAAUGGUUAAAACAAAUUAAUCUUCAACAGUUAUUUCGACCUGAUGCUAUUGUAUUUGAUUCUGAACAAUAUGAAAAUGUUGAACAAUUUCAAGAACAACAACUACAACAAAAUUCAAAAAAUAUUCUAUCAAGACCACUUAUUAUUUCACAAGUUACUAAUAAAGAUAAUGGACAAUAUAUUUGUUUAAUUCAAAAUGACAAAGCUACUAAAUAUAAGAAAGUUUUCAUUGAUGUUAUUGAUAAUCAUUAUGGUGUGACAUCUUCAGCAAAUCUUAAUAAUCAUUUACUUUAUGUGAUUAUCGUCGCUCUUUGUGUACUUGGUGUUAUUCUAUUUUUUCUUUUUUGUUGUCGUCACCGUUGUCGAAAAACGAAUAAUCAUCAUUAUAGCCAUCGGUUACAUUUCACCGAUGGUAUAAAAUCCUCGGUAAAACCUCGACAACCUUUAAUACAUCAUAAGGGUCCAAUGGUUCCAUCGACAACCACUCGAACAAGUAAUGAUUAUAUUGCGAAUAGUGUUGAUUCAAUACCAAUUUCAAGACAAUAUCAACAACAACGAUAUGUAAAUACUCUUUCAUCGGAUCUUGCAUCAGUUACGAGUUCUGAUUUGUACUAUGCGCAAGUACAAGCUUUUUAA
Messenger RNA from Adineta steineri, 1455 nucleotides. The record is from the annotation of a GenBank genome assembly. NCBI's taxonomy places the organism in Eukaryota, Metazoa, Rotifera, Eurotatoria, Adinetida, Adinetidae.